Molecule: messenger RNA, 2406 nt
Organism: Amoebophrya sp. A120
Lineage: Eukaryota; Dinophyceae; Syndiniales; Amoebophryaceae
Source: the annotation of a GenBank genome assembly
CAUAUUGCAAGUUGGCUCGUCCGCAAGAGGUUGGAGGCGGUUUUUGAAUCAUAAGAACCGAUCCACAUGAUCUCCUGGCUCUUGGUGCUUGUGCUUGAUGAGACUACUUUCCUGUAGUAUUGAGACUGUUGUAAGAACAACCACGUCAAACGAUUCUAUCUCUCUAAUAAUAUCAGGCAUCUAUCAUGAUCAUCACAUAAUAAUAUCACUCUAUUUUUGCUUUUAGCUUUUACUUUUCGCCUUUACUUUUAGCUUUUGUUUUUACUUUUUGGCUUUCACUUUUAAGUUGCGGAGGAGUAGUUUGGCCAUCACGACUUUAGUCUUAGCAAGUGCAAGGGAUAGAUUACGCGUGCUUCCAGUAUCAGAAAGAGACGAGGAAGAUGAAGAUGCGCUCGACAAAGCUGCUGAUCGCAGUAUUGACAUGGUCUGUCGCGUGGCCUGCGCUUGUGCAAAGGAAUGUUCUAGGCUCAUUUCUGAGCUCCCGUAGCUCAACAAAUGCCGUUGAAGGAAGUACUAGACCGGGUCGUGAUCUUAUUUCUCACGGAAAUGAGCACCAGCAGGAGCAAACGGCGGAUAAUAUUAACAACCACGGUGGUCGAAGCUCCACCAGCACGUUGUCGGCUGAAGCAGCAAGGAACACAGCAGCAGGAACAAACACGGGGGAAAUGAAGACAUUCUCCUUCCAGUUUCUGUACUCUCCUCGCCGGUUCUUCCAGAUUCCCUCUUUACCCGACACGGACGUUCGUCUUUACUUUCAGCUUUCAGGCUGUUCGGAAAAGGGAAAGACCACGGUGGCCGAGUUUUUGGAUGACGCGAAGAAAAUGGCCGCGAGCCGCUUGUUGCGCAUAGAGGACGACGCGUACAACUUAAAACACGGCGCGAAUCGCAUAUUUUUCGUAACUCCAGACCGUGAGGAGGGAGAGCAGCGAUUGCUGACCCUGCUGCGCGCCGCGCUCCACGAGGGCUGGCUGUUGUUGGAGGAAAGGCAGAAGGUGUCACCAAGUGGAAUUUUGCGCCCAAAGGGAUUCGGAGAGCCGUUUGCGCCGGACGGACUGCUUGCUUACACCGUUUCGACGAACACCCUGAGUCUGCGCGAGGAAGUCCUAGCAGCGCAUUUCGGAGAUCUAUUUCUCUUGCCUGCUGGUGGUACUAGCGGCGCAAAAAUCUUCUCUCCUCCUCCUCUCGCGGAGAAAUUAGAGGAAGUUGGUGUCGAAGUGUCCUGGGAUAACGAUAAUGAAGAUGAGGUGCUACUGUUGAAUUCCGCAGAGGAACACGCGGAGUAUCAACUGCAGCGAGAUCUGUUGACAGUGAGUCCUUCGACAGUAGAACCGAUCGCGGCGAGUGUUCGCGCCUUCGAGACGGUGUUCAAGAACCUCCCCAAGCCGCCAGUGGAUGUGCGAACGCUCCACAAGAAAGGCCUCGAGAUGCAGGCGAGUGUGGCAGCGCACAUGUCGGCCAACCUGGUUUCGUGUCCGAAAAGCGUCGCUAUCACAUCCGACGAAAUAAGGCACCUGCUAUUUUUCCACGUUUUGGAACGCUUGUUGCCCAGGGUGGCGGUUUUGGUCGGCUUCUUGGGAACCGUGCGGCGUAAACAGCGAGACCUCCACGCGUUGUUAGGUGGGGGUCCGAUCCAUCACGACGAGGAAGCGUCUUUAUUGCAACAAGCGGUCAGCGGAAAUCACCCUUUUCAACAGCACGAGAAGGAGAAAACGGAGUCGGAGGAAGGGGAACAAGACGAGGAGCAGUCUGUCUCUGUACCUCGUUGGAAGAUAUUAAAUCCUUGGGCGUCCUUUAUAGGCGCUCUACGCGCGAAGUUUCACUGGUACGAUAUCCAUAUCGUCGAUACCGCCCGGAUGUUCUUCCCCAGGCUGCCGCCCAACUUCGUCGCGGACAGGUCGAUUAAAUUCUGUGUAGAUUCUCAGCUGCAAAUUUUGCGCAUUGCGAAGGAGCGUUUGAGUCAGGAAGUCGAACUGGCCCGGAAAGGCGGGUGGUGGGAAGAUAAGCUGGAGGCGGCGAGAAUACAGAUGGGCGAGGUUCAGCAAAAGGAGGAUCAUUCUGUGGCCGAGGUCGUCGCGGGAUCUCUCACCGCAUUGGAAGAAAACGUAGAAUUCAUCACCGCUUCUAAUCUAAGUGCAUGAAGCUGCGAGGAGCCGAGGCGUCAUGAACUCUGUUGCCUAUGAUAAAUAUAGGCCGCCACGCGAACACACGACCUUCAUGGAACAUUUGCUUCACGCGCAAUAAUGCGACAAGAUCUACUGGUAAAUUUAAGGGUAAGGAACAUCUGACCUAGGCACGCGCUUCACCUUACGCUAAUUUUUGCGCGCGGUGUUACAGCUCGCGUGCAACGCUGACAUUACUUUUUUCCUAGUGUAGUCAUAAUCAACGUGAGUUGGCUGAAUUACGAAC